AUGGAAGACUCACGCGCCAUUUUGGCCGCUCUGCAGCCCGUGCUCAAUCGUCAAAUCACCCAUCCUUUCCCUCAUGUUCCCACUCCUGAGGGCUGCAAGAAACGGGCGUCUGUCGCAGUCAUAAUUCGCGUACGGCCCGCCUUUGCACCUGUGCCUGAUCCAGCGAAGUCUGUCGUGGAAGUAUCGAAGAAUGAGCCUCCUGCAACCACCCUCGACGAGUACUUUGCGCAAGACUGGGUGAAGAACGGCGAUCCAGAAGUACUCUUCAUCAAACGAGCCGGCAGACCUGGCGAUAGAUGGUCAGGCCAUACAGCGCUGCCUGGUGGCAAGAGAGACCCUGAGGACGCCGAUGACUUUGCUGCAGCCGUACGAGAAACACGAGAAGAGACAGGCGUUGAUCUGACCAAUGCGAUCCCGGCUGGCAAUCUGCCAGAACGCAUCGUCGCAACGACCUGGGGCAAAGUCCCCCUUAUGGUGCUCUGCCCGUAUGUGUUUGUCUGGCCCAACAAAGUACCACCGUAUCUCUCGCCACAGCCUACCGAGGUGGCAAGCGUUCAUUGGAUCCCCUUGCGCGCUCUGCUGUCUCCUUCCAUGCGGACCAUUGAGAAGGUCGACAUUUCGACCCGUAUGGCCAGACAAGGUGGGCCCAUCGCUCGCUACUUUCUGCGCGCCAUGAUGGGCAAGAUGGUCUUCUCUGCCAUUCAGCUCGUGCCCUCAGUAAGUGUAUUUGCGACCUCCAUCCCCGACUUUGUGCCGGACGAGACGCCCACAGAUUGGUACAAGGGUCAAUUUGGCGUUGCUGAAUCAUCACAAUCACUUGCCCAUCAACAGCCGAUCCUUCUCUGGGGCUUGACAUUGGGCGUGCUGGCGGAUUUUCUGGACACCCUGCCUCCGUACAACGCCGUGGCUCUGUGGAAAUAUCCGACCUUUACGGUCCCGGACCUGAAGUUCUUGGUCUGGGUAUGCACCCGCAGUCUUCGUCUAGGAAAUGCGGGGGACCUAUCCAGCGGUACCUGGCCGAGCAACACUGCCGCAGAUGCGCAGACACAGGCUGUGGCAGUGACUGAAGGCGAGCCUACCAAGUUGGUACUUGAGCAGCUACGAGAUCAAAAGAGAAAUACAGUCGGCAUAAGUGGUACUGGAGUCACGAGAUCCAACGAUGCUUUGUCACGGAUGCUGGUUGGGUACUACGAUCGCGUUAACGUGGCGCUGGCGAUUUUCUUUGCAUACCGGACGAUUGCAGGAACGGCAGCCGCCGUGUGGUUGUUGCGGCUGUGGAAGCGGAAGAUGACCAGCAGACUCUGA
This is a messenger RNA of Cyphellophora attinorum, 1305 nucleotides long. RefSeq lists its product as uncharacterized. The transcript has a single exon. The coding region runs from base 1 to 1305 and encodes 434 amino acids. Lineage: Eukaryota; Fungi; Ascomycota; Eurotiomycetes; Chaetothyriales; Cyphellophoraceae. The record is from RefSeq and is a predicted model, not a curated record. Gene Ontology annotation, molecular function: coenzyme A diphosphatase activity.